This is a messenger RNA of Galendromus occidentalis (western predatory mite), 512 nucleotides long. RefSeq lists its product as uncharacterized. Bases 111 to 512 code for a protein of 133 amino acids. The transcript is spliced from 4 exons. The record is from RefSeq and is a predicted model, not a curated record. Lineage: Eukaryota; Metazoa; Arthropoda; Arachnida; Mesostigmata; Phytoseiidae.
GAUUCGUACGCGGAUCGACUUCCGAGCUCCUCCACCGGCUCCGUCCUCCUGGGAGUUCGAAAUCGGUGAUCAUCGGUCGUGGUAGAGGAAGUAUUUUGUGAGUGCCUGUCAUGAGAACAGUUUGUGCUGUGUCUGUGUUCGUCAUCUCGUUAUUCCGCUGCGACGCCGAGGAUCCGAAUUUCAUGGAGCAAGUCAUGCCGGAUGUUUGCAAAACCAGCCAAAACUUCACCGAGCGGAUUUGGCAUCUAGCGUGCAUAGAGCAUCUCAUGGGAUAUUAUCUCGAAGACGCAGCCGACGACUGCUUCAAGAUAGUGCAGAACCUAACAGGGUGGGCUGAAGUGAUGGACAUCCUGUGCGCGAGAGACGAAUUCAGAGGUUCAUCAUCCAUUAUGACGUGUUUCUCGAGACACGUAUCCGCGUACCUGAUGUUCGACGCGAGGGACGUGGACAAAAUCACCCGGCAAUGUAGACACAAAUCGCCCCCGGAGCAGCCACUGAUGGUCGUCGAAUGA